Molecule: messenger RNA, 681 nt
Organism: Aspergillus mulundensis
Lineage: Eukaryota; Fungi; Ascomycota; Eurotiomycetes; Eurotiales; Aspergillaceae
Product: RraA family protein
Exons: 3
Coding region: 1-681 (226 amino acids)
Source: RefSeq, a predicted model, not a curated record
AUGGAUGCCACCUCGCAAGAUAUCAUCAACCGCCUGCAGCAAUGGGGGGCCUGCGAUGUCGCCGACGGACUGUCGAAGCUAAAGUACCCCAACGGGGGCUUCCUUGAGGGAUUAACGCUCUACUCGCCCGAAUUCCAGGCCGGAGACACCAAGAUCGUCGGCCAAGCAUUCACCGUCAAGUUUGUUCCCAAGACGGAUGAGGCCGCGCCAAAGCUGGCUGGGAACUAUAUUGACAUGGUCCCCAAAGGCGCAGUGGUUUUCAUCUCCCAGCCACCCCCACAAGUCAACGCUGUCUACGGCGGCCUCAUGACUCUGCGCGCCCAAGCCCUCGGUGCAGCCGGGGUGGUCAUUGACGGCCGAGUCCGCGACCUGGGCGAGCAUCGCGCAUUGAAGUUCCCUCUCUUCGCCAAAUCCGUCGGCACUACAGCGGGCGGCGAAGUCUGCCGUCCGUCGGAGGUGAAUGUGCCCGUGCGGCUACACUCCGACAACCAGGAUGCGUGGAUCCAGCCCGGCGACUAUAUCAUUGGUGAUCUUAACGGGGUUGUACGACUGCCGCGGGAGUUGGCUGAGCAAGUCCUUGAUGCUAUUCCUGCUAUUGCUGAGGCGGAUGCGAAGUGUGCUGAGGGGAUCAAGGCGGGGAGGACGGUGCAGGAGGUUUUUAAGGAGUUUCGGGGGAGGUAG